Gongylonema pulchrum is the source of this 495-nucleotide messenger RNA. The record is from the annotation of a GenBank genome assembly. NCBI's taxonomy places the organism in Eukaryota, Metazoa, Nematoda, Chromadorea, Rhabditida, Gongylonematidae.
AUGACGGCGUUGUGGGCGCAGCUGGCACUCCGAAGGAUCGCGCCACUAGUUAUUUCCUCGGAAUCAUUCUUCGUCCCCAUUUGCCGAACAAUUACUACGUCAAACUUGCUUUACGCCGUAGUAUUUGUAGAUCGAUAUUACACGAAGAAGCAUGAAUGGGUGAUCAUUGAGGGCAACACGGCUACUGUGGGAAUAAGUGAUUUUGCACAGGGAGCACUGGGUGACAUUGUUUAUGCAGAAUUACCAGAAAUUGGAAAAGAAUUGAAGGCUGGUGACUCAGCCGGUGCAGUUGAAAGUGUGAAGGCAGCAUCCGAUGUGUAUUCGCCCGUUUCUGGAACGGUGACAGAGAAAAAUAAGGAAGUUGAAGAUAAUCCAGCACUGAUUAACAAAUCUGCAUUUGACGAAGGUGAACUGUUGCCAUUUGAGGCGCAUUUUAUUGUCCGCAAAAAAAUUAAUUGUCUCUUAUCCAUAUGCGAAGAUUCUCUUAUUCAUCUA